This is a messenger RNA of Fonsecaea multimorphosa CBS 102226, 843 nucleotides long. RefSeq lists its product as uncharacterized. The transcript is spliced from 2 exons. The record is from RefSeq and is a predicted model, not a curated record. NCBI's taxonomy places the organism in Eukaryota, Fungi, Ascomycota, Eurotiomycetes, Chaetothyriales, Herpotrichiellaceae. The coding region runs from base 1 to 843 and encodes 280 amino acids.
AUGGCGGCGCCACCAGCAAUGAGUUCCAACCACGCUCGAUCCCCCGUCAUCAAGAUCAUUGCAGGCGAAGACGAGAUCUUUGGCGAAGAAAACCCGGAUCUUCCUAUCAACGUCUUCCAUGUCAGCAAAUCACUCUUGCUGGAGAACUCGAAGUACUUCGCCAUCAUUCUCGAUUGCUCCCCCGAGCGUACCACCGUCCGUCUUCCCACCAGCGACCACGAAGUCAUCGCUGACUGGCUCGACCUGAUCUACCAAGGAGCCCUGACCAAAUCCAGCAGCGGCGAGCCCAUGACCUUUGAAGAUGUGGAGCGCUAUUUCAAGUUUGCAGAUCUGGUGGGUUCCGAGAAGCUCCGAAAUACCAUCAUGGACUCGAUGCAGGACGUUCCCUUGGAUCACUGGGACCUAAAUUCCUUGUUGCUCUUGGAAAAUGAGCAUUGCUCUUCCCUCGGAGGCUUAUGCGACUAUGUCCUCGAAUGUCUGGCGUACAAGAUCGUCGUUGGGGGUUGGGCCGAGUUUAUUAAGCAAGACCGAGGAGGCGGGGAUGUUAUCUGGCGCAGCUUUAUCAGCGACGCGGCCAAUAUCGACUUGUUGAACAGGCUGCUCUUGAAAGUUGAUCAGCUCAACGAGGAGAAGGAUCACAACAGACUUGUGGCCCCAUCAGCGCGCAAGGAUUGCAUGUGGCACGAACAUGCAAGUGACGACACGAAGACGAAAUGCCCAAGAAACGCUUCGCCGCCGUGGAAAGACAUGCUUGCGUACAAGGAUAUCGUGAAUGGACAUGGCACUCAGCUGGAAAUAAAUGGUCACGAGCGAGCUGGAAGUCUAUUUGUUGCUACGGCCUGA